AUGUAUUCCCCCGAGGGAGUGCUGGCUACGCCAGUACCUUCAUCUGAAGCUGAUGCGUCGUUGUUGCGAUCACCAAGACACGACAAGUCGUCGGUGCCAUGGACGAAUCGUACGGCUCCUGUCGCGACGCCACCACCGACGUCAUCACCGUCACGGGCAGUACGUACGCGUGACAAUGUUGAAUGGAAGAGAAGUGGUGUGUCACCAACGAAGCGGGAACAUCGCGACCGCAUAGACCUGCCUCGCUUUGCUGAGCCGAUGCACGCACCAUUCGAGAUCCGCCUUGAACAUGAGCCCGAUGAGCCUGUGAUGCUCAACUACCACCAUACAUUCUUGAUCGGACGCUGCAAGCGUCCCGAAAGCAUGCCCGCAGCUCUGCGCGACUCUCGCACUUUUGUAGGAGCGCGACCUCUCGCCAUGGUGAGCCUUCCGCCCAGUGCGGUUCAUGCUAGUCGUCUGCACGCUCUGAUCCGUUGGGUGCCUUUCACACAUGUGGGUGAUGGUGGCCAAGUACCUGUUGGCGCAUUCGUUUUGCGCGUCAUUGGCCAAAAUGGUCUUAUCAUCGAUGGUCGUCGAUACCAAUCAGGUCACAUUGUCCGUCUCGACGCGACGCGUACAUGGCUCGACUUCUUCGGGAUGAAAGUGUGUUUUGAAAUGCCGCACAUGCCCGGCCGAGUCGUGUCUAUGAGGCCGCAGACGACGUCAGUAUCUCCAAUGAAACGCGCGCGUGCUUCAAGUCCGGGCAUGCUCGCUGACGUGCCUUCGAGUCCAUCGCGAUGGACUGACUGGCACACGGAUGGUGAAGGCGCGACUCAUCACCAGCGUUCAUCGUUGCCAUCGCCCACAUUUUCACCAUCAGUUUUGCGCUCGCAGUCAUCAUCGCCAUCACCGUUGCCCUCGUCACCUGUCAUGUCCCCAUCACACUCACAUUCGCAUCCGCACACCCUGCCGACAUCGUGUCAGGAGGUGCCUGCGUACGCGCCAGCAUCGGCCUCGCCAGCGCAAACGGCGAAGCGCCAUGUGGAUCAGGAUGGAACGUCAUUGCUUGGAACCACGUCCGCGCACAUGCCUGAAUGCAUGCCCAAGUCACAAGAACAAGGGCCAGUACCUGCAUCCUCGACUGCGAAAGCUGUCUUGCUCAAGGAAGCUAGUGAGUCUGAAGAUGAAUCGCAGCAGGAGGAUCAAGCCAAGGCAACGUGUGUGUCUCGUUCCAACCAGCCCAGCAAGUCUCUCGACACAGCUCGAUCACUUGUGGCACGUUUAGCACCAACGUACGACCUAGCUGGUCUGCUGGCUGGAGCGAUUGUGUUUCAUCGUACUGCGACUAUAUCUGCGAGUGAGGCAGUCCGGAGUGUGCUUGCAUCGAAUCCCUCCAUGCUACGUGGGGAAGCGGGUGCGUGUGCUGUCGCCUACAGUCCGUCCAAGAGCCGUCUGUGGACGGAGGAUGAAUCCAGUGCGUUCCCAGCGUAUGGCGAGCAAAUUAAGGGAUGGUUCCCCACUUCCGACUCGCGCUGGUCGUCUCUGACGCGACAUGCAUGGUAUGAGAGACUAGAUGAAGAGCUGCAGCGUGCACCUAUGUUUGGCGUGAUCCAGCGGCCUGGAAAAGACACUCGCGGUGACCCACUCGAGUGCUGGUACUACUAUGACAAGGACAAUGACCCCGACAUUGAGCGAGCGCAAAACUUGGGUGCCUUUGUAAAACCCAUGCGCAACGCUGUGCGCAGCCAGAAGCCCAUUUUUUGGAAAAAGAGCGAAUACGGUCGUGCUACGAGCCACAAUGGCGCUGUUGGCGCGGACGACGACAAGGUGCCGUACUCGCCUCGCGGGUCCAGCGGCAGUGAUGGCGAGUCGACCAAACGGAGCCGCAAGAGCGAUCGAAUCGAUACAACAUUGGAGGAACCGGAGAAGACAUGGGACCGCCUGGGUGAUCAGCCAUGGUCGUCCACCUCUUCACGGCCGAGAAAAAAGCGCUCUGUGGCCAAGGAGGCAUUGUAA
Messenger RNA from Malassezia globosa CBS 7966, 1995 nucleotides. RefSeq lists its product as uncharacterized. The transcript has a single exon. NCBI's taxonomy places the organism in Eukaryota, Fungi, Basidiomycota, Malasseziomycetes, Malasseziales, Malasseziaceae. The record is from RefSeq and is a predicted model, not a curated record. Bases 1 to 1995 code for a protein of 664 amino acids. Gene Ontology annotation, molecular function: protein binding.